Molecule: messenger RNA, 279 nt
Organism: Mus musculus (house mouse)
Lineage: Eukaryota; Metazoa; Chordata; Mammalia; Rodentia; Muridae
Product: predicted gene 14037
Exons: 3
Coding region: 1-279 (92 amino acids)
Source: RefSeq, a predicted model, not a curated record
AUGCUAGAAAAAUCAGUGGACACCAGCUCCGAGAUCAUCACCAAGGACCUGAAGGAGAAGAAGGAAGUUGUGGAGGAGGAAAAUGGGGAGCAGGAGGCUAGCAAUGAGGUAGAUGAAGAAGAGGAAGAAGGUGGGGAGGAAGAGGAGGAGGAAGAAGGUGACGGUGAGGAAGAGGAUGGAGAUGAAGAUGAGGAAACUGAGGGUCCUAUGGGCAAGUGGGUAGCUGAGGAGGAUAACGAUGUCGACACCAAGAAGCAGAAGCCUGAGGAGGAUGACUAG